CGCAAGAUCGGCCUCAGUGACAGAAGAGGACGAAGACACAAAAUGAUGUUGAAAAGGAGAGGAGAUUGUCUACCCGUCGCUACUACAUCAACUAAUAGUCUCAGGCAUUACCACCAUGAGCGGCGGCGGCGGUGGAAGAAAGCGCAAGCAGGUGAAUCUUCUGGACCCGGACUUUUUACAAGCGUUGAUUGCCUCCAGCGACAACAACAAUGAUGAUGAUGAAGUACUUCUUCAAUUGACCCACGGCGCCUAUCAGGGAUUGCAGGAUUGCCAAGAAGCCUUUAUUCAAACCCUAGCACAGCAAUUGAAAGAAAUCACCAGUGGGGAUGACAAACAAGGCGUCCGUCAUGUACAACAAGCGCAAGUGGAGCAAGCCAUUCGAAACAUGGGGUUGGAGGAUGUCUUGGACGACGCUUUGGAGUAUUUACAGCAAAAGCAACAAAGGGAAGAAGAGGACGAAGAGGGCAAACCAGUCAAGAAACGAAAAGCCAAAAAGAAAAUUGCUGCCAAAGCCAAAAAGGGAAAAUUCACGGAUGAAAUGGCGGCCGAGCAAGAGAGACUACUUCAAGCUUCGGCAUUGCGACAACAACACGACAAAUGAUGAUUCGUAAGGGCCCAAAAGAUACCAUGCAAUCAUCUACCUUGGCGAAUCUGAAUCGACACAGAAGCAAUCUCUCGGAUGGCUGAGUGUUGCCUUUUGAUGGAGUAAGGGAAGAGCUUGCAUUGCUCCGUUUACUUGCAUUGGUUCAUUGCUGAAUCAUUUUUGGGCGAGUUACUGUGUGCAACAUUUAAAAUAACGGAUGGCGAUGGUGCAAUCAUCAGAGUAAAAGUCCAAGGUCACUAACUAUCUGAACAGAGCUUGGCUUCCACUUGCGUAAAGGUCCUUCGAAUUCUCGACUGAUGGCCAUGAUCGCUCCUAAGGACUUGACAGGGCACCUGACCGUCUUUAGUUGAUGAUCCAACUGCCCCUCUUCCUACAGAAGGUGGGACUUUUAGGUUGGGUUUCGAGGUUGUGGAACAUAACUAAGUAUCAUAAGCUACUGUAGCAGGUCUGAAUAUGACUAAAGCCUGACCGUUUGCUGUUGUAUGCAAAAGGGUUCGAUAUUGUGCAAGUCUUCCCAUCUGGAUCCCA
Messenger RNA from Seminavis robusta, 1132 nucleotides. The record is from the annotation of a GenBank genome assembly. NCBI's taxonomy places the organism in Eukaryota, Bacillariophyta, Bacillariophyceae, Naviculales, Naviculaceae.